This is a messenger RNA of Austrofundulus limnaeus, 2297 nucleotides long. RefSeq names its product metalloproteinase inhibitor 4. Gene Ontology annotation, cellular component: extracellular matrix. Lineage: Eukaryota; Metazoa; Chordata; Actinopteri; Cyprinodontiformes; Rivulidae. The record is from RefSeq and is a predicted model, not a curated record. Gene Ontology annotation, molecular function: metalloendopeptidase inhibitor activity; protease binding. Gene Ontology annotation, biological process: negative regulation of endopeptidase activity; response to cytokine; negative regulation of membrane protein ectodomain proteolysis.
UCGCCUUACAUGAAGAUGAUCCAGUACGAAAUCAAAAUGAUCAAGAUGUUUAAAGGUUUUGACCGAGCCAAGGAUAUCCAGUAUGUGUACACGCCGGUCUUCUCCUCUCUGUGUGGAGUCAAACUGGACUCCAACAAUAAAGCAGGUUAUCUGCUCUCAGGAAGCAUGUGGAGUGACGGGCGGAUUUCUAUUGGUCAGUGUGACCUGGUGGAGUCGUGGGACAACUUAUCUCUGUCACAAAGAAAGAACCUGAACUACAGAUACCAGAUGGGCUGUGAAUGUAGAAUCAACACGUGUUACACAGUGCCGUGCGCGUCUACAGGAGAGAACGAGUGCUUGUGGACAGACUGGCUGCUGGAUAACAGUCUAAACGGGGAGCAGGCUCGACAGUACGCCUGCAUCCGCCGAUCGGACAUGAGCUGUAGCUGGUACUGGGGCGGGCCUCCACCCGAGAAGGAAUUAUUGGACAUGAGCGACCCGUGAUCUGUAAAUCUGACACAUCUGUCUUUUAGCGUUGUAAGGAAGCAGAGGAAUAAAUUGGACAAAAACAUACAUUAGGAGACAGUUUGUUUUAAACUGCAGGGGGAAACCUGACACUACUUUGUUAGUAAAGUUCAGGUGUAACGAAGGAAUAUAAACUGCAGGGCUUUCGAGCGUUCCUGACUCAUUUUCACAGCUGUACACAUUCCCCAUUACAGAAUAAGAAUAGCAGCAGAACAUCUACAGCAAACCAUUCACACCUGAUUGAAUGUUUGCAUCAUGAUAAAUAYAUUUCUUUAACAAAUGUGGAAGAUCCUAAAACUGCUUCUUUCUAAGGUGUAAUAGGUUAUAUAUUGAUUUGAUUUGUGAAUGUAGUGAAAUAGGCACAAGAACGUUGUUCAGUUGCUGUUUAAAACUGUGUGCACCUCAUGGCACCACGAUUCCAGCACAUCGCCUGGAAACACACACUGGUGUUUUGUUCAUUUGAUUUGAUUCAUAAUUACUAAAUGAGAAUAUAAAUACUUGACAGCACUGUGUGCAAGUUUUUAGGCACUAAAUUUACAACACUAUCUCAAUGCAACAAUGAAAAGUUAUUUAUUUUUCAAAUUUAGACAAAAGAAAAGAGGAUAGUCUGUUGGUUUUUCUGUUUAGAUUUUUUWAAAAAGAGGUUCAGGUAAUGAACAGCUAAUAUCUUACCUGUUGUAGAUAGUCUCUUGAGUUUUGGUUUAAACUGAAAAAACAAAUGACUAUUUGGAGCAGGGCCAAAACAAUAAAGGUUUGCUGCCAACUUAAUUAUUCAAAAACCACUUGGGCCUUUUUUUAAAAGAAUUAAUCUGUUUAAAGACGGCAGCAAUCCAGUUUCGUCUUAGCCUUGAUCAGACUAGCCAUUAGCUUGUCAAUCAGGUCAGACUAAAACAUCAUUUCUCCAACAGGUAAGGUAUUAAAAUGAACAUCAAUUCUGCAGAACUCUAUAUAAAAAAAGAUUUGAGUUACUGCAUGAAUCCUGAUUGGGCUUUUAAAACUCUUGAUAAGAUGCGAUCCCUUUGAAGUUCUUUAAACUUUUGCAAUCAGCUGUACACAUAGAGAAAAGCAAUGUCAAAUAUUUUAAAAGGAUUCAUUUUCCCCCAAUGCCACACAGAAAUGCUACAUCACCCUAGUUCUUGCACAUCUAAUUAUUGCCAGUUUUAUCUCAGAAUCUUGAGUUUGUAAAUAUUGUUUUUCAAAUAAAAUUAACAUUUACGCGGCUAACCUGAUCUUCUCUUAUUAGUGACUGUUAUGUUGUGGUUUUUGUGAUCUUAGUGCCCUUGGUUGAACUCUGUCCUGUUUCUUGUGCCAAAAAUCUAAUCUAGCGCUUAAACAACAGCACUUUUUUUUAGGAAAGACAUGCCUUUCCUCCUUAGAGGAAAUGAUAUAACGGGGCAAGGUUUCUUUCUUUUUAACUCCUUGAGACAGGAGGUGAAUUCUUCUUGUGAGUAAUGCAGAUAUAUAACGAAUGAUGAUCAGUGUAAAGACUUGUUUCUUAAAAAGUCUUAUUGUUCAAUUACUUCACUAAGGUCCACAAGUUAAAAUGCAUUAUUACUUAUUUUACUGUAGGUCAACAUCACUUAAAUGUAUGUUUAAAGUGAAAAUUUGCAUCACAGUGCCAUUUUACAAGAUAAAAAUGCAUUACGAUUUAUGACUCUAGUGAAGUGUUAAACAAUUUAAUUGUUUUGUACUGAAAAAUGUUUGGAUUUGUAUUUAUGUCUCUGUUUCUGUCACAAAGUUUUCUAUCUCCAUGUACCAAAAAAAUCCAAUUGUAUAUAAAAGUAUAAACAGAA